UAGCUUUUUAUUUGCGGCUUAGAACGGUGCGGAAUUUACAGAAAUGCGGUAGAACUUAGAACAGUGCGAAAUUUGCAUAAACACAAUAAUAGAAAUCGAUUGAAGAAAGAUAGAAAACAACUAUUGGGAAAUGUUUUUCAGCAAGUUUUUGUUUUGUGCUCUCGUAGCGGCAUUAAUCGCACACCGGGAAACGACCGCGUCAACAGCGGCUGUGAAAGUGGAUAGGGCUAUAAAGGCAACAAAAACAAUGCCUAUAAUAGCAACAAGCAAAGAAAGCACUGUCAAUAACACAAUCGGCAUAAGCGCCACCAUCAGCAAUGUUAGCACCACUCCAAUUGCACCCACAGCCACAACAAUAGCACCCGAUGUCAACGCCGACAAUAUCUAUUGUGCGCCUUCACUCUGUGAACUCUACAAUGGCAGUCAUGUGUUGCAAGUGCCGCACAUCGCUUGCAACAACAAUAAUACCUUUGGGCCCACCUGUGGCGCUAAACCGCAUCUACUCUAUAUGAGCCAGCGAAGGCGUCAAUUUAUUUUAGAUAUGCAUAAUCUGGCUCGUGCGCGUAUCGCCUCCGGCCAGUUGGAGGGUUAUCGCGCCGCAGCUCACAUGCCAAUGCUCAAGUGGGACGAUGAAUUGGAGUAUCUGGCUACGCUGCAUGCUAAACGGUGUCAAUUUGGACAUGAUCAAUGCCGCAAUACGCCACGCUAUCAAUAUAGUGGUCAGAAUAUUGGUUACUUUUGGAUUGGUCGGGAGUUUAAGUCGCAUGUCAAGCGUAUAAAAUCGUUUAUACUGAAUUGGUUUCGCGAGUAUCGAGAUGCUAAUCAAACAUUCAUUGACAAAUACACACCGCAUCCAGACGGCAAAAAAAUCGGCCAUUUCACCAUGUUGGUCGCCGAUCGUGCGCAUCGCGUGGGUUGUGCUGUUAUACGCUAUCGGGAUCCCAGUCAAAUUAAUGACUUAAAACUAUUAAUGACAUGUAAUUAUGAUUUUACAAAUAUACUGGGCGAGUCUGUCUAUCAAAGUGGUCCAGCAGCUAGCAAAUGCAUUUAUAAGAUAAGUGAAAAAUAUCCAUCACUUUGUGACUGGAAGGAUGCUGUUUACGAAUAUGACAGUGCGGAGAGUAUCGAAGCCGAUGAUAGCAAUGCGGUCGAUAGCAGUUUUAUAAAUUAAAUUAUUUUAAUGUUCAUAUUUUAGGUUAUC
This is a messenger RNA of Anastrepha obliqua, 1201 nucleotides long. RefSeq names its product antigen 5 like allergen Cul n 1. The transcript is spliced from 2 exons. Bases 131 to 1171 code for a protein of 346 amino acids. Lineage: Eukaryota; Metazoa; Arthropoda; Insecta; Diptera; Tephritidae. The record is from RefSeq and is a predicted model, not a curated record.